UGUGGCGCAUUUUCGGACAUCCUCUUACCGGAAAUUCGAUCCCCUAUUCCGACGGGACGCUCGCCGUUGUAAUCAAAUUUGUAAUCAUCAUCCUCAAAAAUCCAAAUCCGCCAACUUCACUCCCAUAUUUAUAUUUAUACUUCGAGUGGAAGUAAAUAAUAAUAAAAUAGACUCCUAAAUUCUGCAAUAUCUCCUUGAAUUUUCCACCUUCCAUUCCACUCCCCAAUUGCUUCGAGUGUAGAGAAAGUGCCCAUUUCCCCAUACCCAUAAGCAUAUCCCACUCAGUGGAGAAGAUCUCAGAUCUGGAACUCUGCAAUUGAAGAAGCCCCAUGAGAUCCUCCGUGAAUGGCGAUUCGUUUACAACUCCUCCGAUAUUCAAGAUCGCCGCCUUCGUUGUCGUUUCCGUUACCUUCUUUUACUUCGGGAAGCAUUGGUCCGACGGGUACCAGCAGCUCAUCUUCUUCUCCAGCACUGCACAAGCUCCUUCCGUUGCCAUUUCCCCCAACUUCAAUAAGCACUUCAAUGUUUCUAAUCUCAUUGAUCUCAACGAAACGCAGUCUGUUCCUGAUAAGACACUGAACCCGGACCCCACUGCACCGCCGUUGCUCGCUACGAGUCCUCCUCCUCCUCCUACGCCGUCUGAUUCGGUGCAGAGAUUUGGAAUCGUGGAUGAGAAUGGGACAAUGUCGGAUCAGUUUGAGGUUGGGGAUUUCGAUCCCGAGUUUGUGGAUAACUGGGGGAAUGCCACUGAGCUUGACAAUGGGGAGGGUGGUUCUCAGAAAUUCCGGAUUAAGAAGUUUGGGCUAUGCCCUCAGAACAUGAGCGAGUUUAUACCUUGUCUGGAUAAUGCGGAGGCAAUUGCAAAGCUGACGUCGACGGAUAGAGGGGAGAAGUACGAGCGGCAUUGCCCAAAGGCUGGUGGAGAUUUCGAUUGCUUGAUUCCGCCGCCCAAGGGGUAUCGAACACCAAUCCCUUGGCCAAGAAGCAGGGACGAGGUCUGGUUCAGCAAUGUUCCUCAUACUCGUCUAGUUGAGGAUAAAGGGGGCCAAAACUGGAUUACCAGAGACAAGGAUAAGUUCAGGUUUCCUGGAGGUGGUACACAGUUCAUACAUGGUGCAGAUGAAUAUUUGGAUCAUAUCUCAAAGAUGAUACCUGAUAUUGCAUUUGGUCAUCAUACCCGUGUUGUCUUGGAUAUUGGAUGUGGCGUUGCGAGUUUUGGCGCCUAUUUGCUGUCACGGGAUGUUGUUACCAUGUCCGUUGCUCCAAAAGAUGUUCAUGAGAAUCAGAUUCAGUUUGCUCUUGAACGUGGUGUGCCUGCAAUGGUUGCUGCAUUUGCAACUCAUCGUUUAUUAUAUCCUAGUCAAGCUUUUGAUUUGAUACAUUGUUCACGUUGCAGAAUCAACUGGACUCGUGAUGAUGGCAUUUUGCUGCUUGAGCUCAACCGGAUGCUCAGGGCUGGAGGAUACUUUGCCUGGGCGGCGCAACCUGUUUAUAAGCAUGAAGAACUUUUGGAGGAACAGUGGGAAGAGAUGCUCAAUUUGACCACCCGACUUUGUUGGGAUUUCGUGAAAAAGGAUGGUUAUAUUGCAAUUUGGCAGAAGCCAUUAAAUAACAGUUGUUAUCUAAAUCGUGAGGUGGGAACCAAACCUCUACUUUGUGAUCAAAACGACGACCCAGAUAGAGUAUGGAAUGUCGAUCUUAGGACAUGCAUCUCUCGUCUUCCAGAAGUUGGUUAUGGGGCAAAUAUCACCGCUUGGCCUGCGCGGUUGCAUACACCACCUGAUAGGCUUCAGACAAUUCAAUACGAUGCCUACAUUUCCAGAAAUGAACUCUUCAAGGCGGAAUCUAAAUACUGGAAUGAGAUUAUAGACAGUUACGUUCGUGCAUUUCAUUGGAAGACCUUUAAAUUAAGAAACGUAAUGGAUAUGAAAGCUGGAUUUGGAGGAUUCGCAGCAGCAUUGAUCGAUCUCAAACUAGACUGCUGGGUGUUGAACGUUGUCCCUGUUAGUGGGCCCAACACCUUGCCUGUUAUUUAUGAUCGCGGACUUCUUGGAGUUAUGCACGAUUGGUGCGAACCAAUUGAUACAUAUCCAAGAACCUACGACCUAUUGCACGCAGCUGGUUUAUUCUCAAUCGAAAGAAAACGGUGCAAUAUGUCGUCUAUAAUGCUCGAGAUGGAUAGAAUACUGAGACCGGGUGGACGGGUGUACAUUCGAGACUCCGUUGCAGUCAUAAACGAGCUUCAAGACAUCGGAAAUGCCAUGGGUUGGCACGUGAAUGUUCGCGAUACGUCAGAAGGUCCUCAUGCAAGUUAUAAGAUCUUGAUGGCAGAUAAGCUUCUCCUAAAUGCAUAAAAAAGAAAUGAAAACGAAAACCUUUUAGUCCCUGUGUCUCUACUAACCCCCUUAUCAAGGCCAGAUUAACGAAGCAAAGAAAUGCCAAACACUGUCUUAAGAAGCAAUAAAAGAUGUCUACCGAGAGACGAUCAUCGAGAGAGUGAAGACUUCGGGAUGCCCUUGGUUUACCAAUCCCAACUUGUAAUCAAUCACAUAGGUACUCUCUAUUAUACCUCAAUUAAAGCUGACAGUUACAAUAGCUGAUAUAGUUCAUUUCAUUCUAUUCUGUUAAAUUAUUGAAUUAAGGUGGCCUCAAAAUAAAGAGCCAAAUUUGUUGUAUUGAUUUUUGUCACUCAAUGGUAAACCUCAAUUCACUGUUUGUAAUUUUGCUAAUUAGCGGGUCGUGCCCGAUCUAUGUG
This is a messenger RNA of Momordica charantia (bitter melon), 2755 nucleotides long. Its product is annotated as putative methyltransferase PMT11. The record is from RefSeq and is a predicted model, not a curated record. Gene Ontology annotation, molecular function: methyltransferase activity. Lineage: Eukaryota; Viridiplantae; Streptophyta; Magnoliopsida; Cucurbitales; Cucurbitaceae. Gene Ontology annotation, cellular component: endosome; trans-Golgi network; cytoplasm.